GCCAAUUGUAGUUUGACACGUCAACCAAACCAUUUCAAAAACGGCCACCUUGCUUUAAUUGAAUGGAAGUCCACCAAUCCUUACCGUGUCCGUACCCACACAGAAUAAAAAUCACCUCGCACGUGUAAGAACACAAAACUCAAAUCACGGUUUACUGUGUGCGUGUUGUUCUCUUCUCAUUUGAAAUCUUUUUUACUUCAAUUUCAGCGCAAACCUCGGAGAUUACAGAAUCGGAAAAAACCUCUGAUUUUGUUUUCGCGAAUUAUCGAAAAUGGAAAACGCAGAGCAGAGCAAUUACAGUAAGAGAACCCACCGGAGAAACAGCAACGGUCACAUAUCAAUGUCGGAUUCCGACUCCACCGCCAGUCAGCCCGAUUCCUGGCACUCCCCUCUUCGAUCGGAGUCUCCCCUCCGCUCCGAUGAAGCUAAUUACCGCCCCGAAGAGGAUGAUUCCGGCGAGAAGAAUUCUCUCUCGAUUGUUUUGGUUGAUAAUAAGCCCUCCUCUCCCGGAAAAUCGAAUAUUCCGGCGAGUCCCCCGGCUGCCGGAAUUAACGGGCGGCGGAAAUCGCUUCAUCCGGAGAAGCCCACUUCGGAGAAUCCUGAUUUGCCGGCGAAUCCUCCGCGAAAUGAGGGAAAGGACGGCCGGAGGCCGUAUAUUCCUGCCGCGAAACCUGCGACGGAGAAUCUUGAUAUGGAGACUUCUCCGGCGGUUGUGGGAGUUAAUAAAAUGGUGAGGGAGGAGCCGCCUCCGGGGGUGAAGAAAUUGGGCCGGCCAGUUGGUGGUGGUGGUGGUGGUGGGGGUUUGGAAGAGGGGUAUGGAGGCGGCGGCGGCGGCGGUGGCGGGGAGGAUGAGGUGGGUGGAGAGAGGCGGUCGAGGGCGGCGGUGGCGUCGAUCUUGAAAAGGUCAGGGAGGAACGUGGCGGUGAGGAAGUUGGCUUUGGGGUUUAGAGUGUUUGAGAUGAUUGCUUGUUUGGUUUCGUUUUCGGUUAUGGCCGCCGAUCGAACUCAAGGUUGGAGCGGCGAUUCUUUCGAUCGAUAUGUGGAGUACAGAUAUUGUGUGGCCGUAAAUGUUAUAGGAUUCGCGUAUUCUGGUUUUCAAGCGUUCGAUCUUGGAUACCAUUUAGGCACGGGGAAGCGUGUAAUCUCUCACCAUCUGCAUUACCAUUUCGAUUUCGCAAUGGAUCAGAUUUUGGCGUACAUUCUGAUGUCAGCAUCAUCAUCGGCAGCAACGAGAGUUGAUGACUGGAUUUCAAAUUGGGGAGGAGACGAAUUUACGUUAAUGGCCACUGCAUCAAUUAGUAUGUCUUUUCUAGCUUUCAUUGCCUUUGCCUUGAGCUCCCUUAUAUCUGGUUACAAUCUCUGUAAUCGAGAUUCGACUUGACACCUCAUUCGAUCUGUAUUUAUCUAUCUAUCUAUAUAUAUAUAAACAUAUUUGGAGAAUUAAUGCAAGAAUAAUAUGUAUACGAAUUCGGAAGGUAUACGUACGUACACACAUAGUGAUAGGUGAGUAUAUAUAGUGGUUGUUUUUUUAACUUUUGUAGAAUUGAAGCUGAGUUUGUAAAUGAACUGUUCAUGUAAUAAAUAAAUUUGCUGUGGAAUUUGCCCUAUUUUU
This is a messenger RNA of Erythranthe guttata (spotted monkey flower), 1612 nucleotides long. RefSeq lists its product as uncharacterized. The record is from RefSeq and is a predicted model, not a curated record. NCBI's taxonomy places the organism in Eukaryota, Viridiplantae, Streptophyta, Magnoliopsida, Lamiales, Phrymaceae.